Messenger RNA from Melanotaenia boesemani (Boeseman's rainbowfish), 8107 nucleotides. RefSeq names its product meiosis regulator and mRNA stability factor 1. Gene Ontology annotation, molecular function: CCR4-NOT complex binding; RNA nuclease activity; mRNA base-pairing post-transcriptional repressor activity. The record is from RefSeq and is a predicted model, not a curated record. The coding region runs from base 154 to 5583 and encodes 1809 amino acids. Gene Ontology annotation, biological process: post-transcriptional gene silencing. Gene Ontology annotation, cellular component: cytoplasm; peroxisome. Lineage: Eukaryota; Metazoa; Chordata; Actinopteri; Atheriniformes; Melanotaeniidae. The transcript has 27 exons.
GGCAGCUGCCGGUUACAAAAAUGUGCGCGUUCCUAAGGAAACGAACAGAAGGGAAAAGAUCUUUGAGGAAGAUGUGAAAGAGGAGGCCUUUGCAGGAAAGCAUGAGAGAGACUAGAGAUGAAGGUAUGGUGAAAGACCGCUGUGGUUUGUACGAUGAAAGGACUGGGAAAGGAGAACUACAUAUGCAGCUCCAGACCUAUCCCAUGGCUCAGUGACUCCAAAACAGAGGCAUCGACCCUGCUAUGGAAACUCAAAGACUGCUUCUCCACAAACGAAACCGCAUCAGCUCACCAGACAAAUAAAGGAAACAAUUACAUGGACAACAGAACGGGAGUACUGGAACUAAAGGAUGUCCCUCCUCCGCCACACCCCCCUUCCCCUUCCCAGUUAUCCCAGCCCUUCUCUGUUGCACCUCUCCCUCUGCCUCCUCCUUGCUUGCCGCCUCCUCCUCAACUUUCACAAGACUCCCACCAACAACAGCAAGAAGGGGUUUACCCCAAAGUAAGCAUUUGCACCCACUGUGACUAUUGCACAGAUGGCAGUGGGUUGCUGGGUGGAAGAGGUGUUGGGCGCAGUAGCGGCAUUGCUGAACUUGUUUCACAUCAUAUAGCUCCAGGCUCUCAAGGUACACCCAUCAGUAGCAGCAGGCCUGGGACUUGCUCUGGAGCCUCAUCUGCUAAUAAUUUUAAACGUAACCUAAGUUUUGGCAGUGGAGUUGACAUUCCUGAUUCCUUGCUCAAUCAUGCUUAUAAACCUUGCCUACCUUUUGCUGUUGCUACCUCUCAGCCUCUUUCAUCACAACCCUACCAUUCCUGCUGCUCAGGACUUCUACAAACCUGCUCCGUUGAGCCUCUUUCAUGCAGUCAGCCCAGCAUCUUUCCGUCUUCAUCUUCUCUGGCUUCCUCUGUUUCCUCUUUACCUGCACCUUUGCAUGGCUCUUGCUUGGUUUCUUCUGGUUUUUACAACUGUGGUGUGGACUGCAACCCAUCACCCAGAAGAUCCCAGAGAAGCGUGCACAGUGAUCACCCAACUACCACCAGUUUUACUACUUCAGCCACCCCAGCACACUUUUGCUCUAAUCCUUUGCACCUGAAUGUAGAACCCACAGUUUGUGUGAAGGGGGCACACUACUGCCAGGAAUGCUCAUUGAAGCCAGUGAAUGGUGUGACUUCAGGGCUUGAUAAGGUGUGGUCCAAUGUUCCUAUCCCUCAGACUGCUUCUGUCCCUGCCCCUAUUUGUAAUGGCUGUGGCACAUCCUCAAAUGGCAAUGUCAUCCUGUCUUCCACCAACCUUGGCAAGACUGGGCAUAAAUAUGGUUCUCUAGAUAGUAGUGGUCCUGAGAACAUCCCUCCAGUAGGUGUAUUUUGGGACAUAGAAAACUGCAAUGUGCCCAGUGGACGCUCUGCUGGAGCUGUGGUCCAGCGUAUCCGCAGUCGUUUUUUCCAAGGACAUCGUGAAGCAGAAUUCAUUUGUGUCUGUGAUAUCAGCAAGGAGAGCAAAGCUGUCAUCGAAGAGCUCAACAACUGCCAGGUCACUGUUGCACACAUUAAUGCCACAUCAAAAAAUGCAGCGGAUGACAAGCUUCGUCAGAGCCUCCGACGUUUUGCUGAAACCCACACUGCACCUGCAACUGUUGUUCUAGUAUCAUCGGAUGUGAAUUUUGCAAGUGAGUUGAGUGACUUGCGUCAUCGUCAUGGUUUCCAAGUAAUUCUGGUCCAUGGCACCCAUACGUCUUCAGCUCUUCUGCAGCAUGCUCACUGCCAUGUGGCCUUUCAGGAGAUCACAGCUGGUCUACCACCACGAAUGCUUGUGAAAGCCCAGCCCAGUUUCAACCUCCUCUAUGUGCACAACCUCCCUGUCAUCUGUGACAAGAGCCUGCGGAACGCAGUGAAGCUCAGGCUCCGCCGCCUGUCAGACAACUGUGGUGGCAAGGUGCUAGGCAUGUCCCAGGGCACAGCAGUCCUCCGUUUUGGCAGCCCUGAGGCAGCGACACGGGCCCGCAAGCGAAUGGAAAAUGAGGAUGUUUUUGGCCACCGAAUCAGCCUUUCUUUUUCUCCAAGACCCAAAGGCGAUGCAAGUGCUGAGGCUGAGCUCCAGUCUCAACCCCAUCACUUGCCUCAGUCUCAUCCCCAGACCUACCAAACCCAGGAUUCAGUGUUCAUCCCUCCCCCAUCCAUAUCCUGCUUCUCUUUUUUUCCCCUGGAGAAGCCCAGGUCACCCAGGAGGCCACGGCGGGCAACCCGCCCAUGCCUCACCCCUGGCCAAGUGCCUGAGAGGCCCUACAGCCCCAAGAGGGGGUCCAGUGGGCCUCCCGGUGGUGCUCCAGCCAAGUCCCAUCAGGAGCUGGUUAACACAGAAGGCAAGCCCAGAAUGGGUCUACCACAGCUGGACAAAGGACGUGCUGCUUUCUUGUCAUCCCACAGUGAUAGUGAGCCAAGAGCACUGGAGUCCAAGUCUGGCCUCACUGGAGAAUCCAUGUACAGGAAGAGAAGAGAGGGCUCCAAUCCUCGAAGUGUAACUGAAUCGCCUGUAGAGAAAGGAGAUAAAAGUUCUGGGGAGUUCCAGAUUAGCACACCUUCAGCCUUCAGCAAGUUGAAUCUUCACAGGAGCUUCAGUCCUCAUGUUUCGUCUCGGGGCUCCUGGUCCUCCAGGAGUGCAUCCCCCUGCCUGUCCAGCCGCUCCUCUCCUCUUCUUGCCACUCCUCGAAGUCCUUGUCCAGAAGGCCCUCCUGAGCCUUUCUCAGAGGGGGCAGAGGUCCAGGUGGCCAAUCUGGACUACAGAAUGUCGCGUAUGGAUCUGCAGCAAACCCUGCAGGACACCUUCUCCCGAUAUGGACAGGUGAAAGCUGUGGAGCUGAGCCCCCACACUGACUAUCAGCUGAAGGCCACAGUUCAGAUGGCUUCUCUGCAGCAGGCUAUUAGUGCUGUUAGUGGCCUGCACCGUUAUAAGAUUGGAGGCAAACGUAUUCAGGUGUCUCUGAUCACUGGAAGCAACAACAAAUCUCUUGCCUUGUUCAGCACAGAGAUCAUCUGUAUCCUUCAGGAUGCUCCAGCCAAUUGUCUUCCUCUAUUCAAAUUAACAGAGAUCUAUGAGAAGAAAUAUUCCCGUAAACUGGCAGCUGGUGACCUGUACAGACUACCAGAUCUGGUUUCAGUGCGUGAACAGGGAGGCUCAAAGUUGGUUUGCCUUCUGCCCAACAGCCAAAUUCGUCAGAGUCCACUGGGAUCCUCUCAAUCACAGGAGUGCUCGUCCUCUACAAGUGGGAGCCCUGUUGUGUUUGAGGAACUUGAGUACCAUGAGCCUGUUUGUAGACAACAUUAUGGACAGCAGGACUUUUGUGAGGCAGACUUUGACCCAGACUCCUAUAAAAUCCCAUUUGUCAUCAUGUCUCUGAGCACUUUGGCCUCUGAGGUCCAGAGUCUGUUGCAAUCACAUGACGGGACCCUUCCGCUCCUCAGUUUCCCUGACUGCUAUGCAGCUAAAUUCAGCCCUUUGCAUCUUGGCAAUGAGACACUGGAUGGUGGUGUUCCCCUGGAGCAUCUUAUUACUUGUGUUCCUAGUAUCACAAUAGUCACAGCUCAGAAUGGUUUCAAAGUCAUAAAGUGGAUCCACAACAAACCACCAGCACAAAACUCUGAGCCAUGGAUUCAACGCUGCAAGAGUCCAGUUGGGAAUCCACAGCUCAUCCAGUUCAGCAGAGAGAUUAUCGACUUGUUGAAGAGUCAGCCAUUUUGUAUCAUGCCAAUCAGCAAAUUCAUACCAUCAUAUCACCAUCACUUUGCCAAGCAGUGCCGUGUCUCAGACUAUGGUUUCUCCAAGUUGCUUGAGCUUCUGGAAGCUGUACCACAUGUCUUGCAGAUCUUGGGUAUGGGUACCAAGCGUUUACUGACAUUGACCCAUCGAGCCCAAGUGAAGCGCUUCACCCAAGACCUGCUUAAACUGCUUAAAUUUCAAGCCAGCAAGCAAGUGGCAAUCAAGGACUUCAUGCAGGCCUAUCAUUGGUGCUUCUCCAGAGACUGGAGGGUAACUGACUAUGGCGUAUGUGACUUGAUGGACCUACUGGCAGAGAUCCCUGACACCACCAUCACCAUCUCACACCAGACCACUGACACACUCAUCUCUGUUCCUAAGAGGGAGCGUAGUGUUGAGGAAAUGGAGCGUACCAAGCAAUUUGGGAAGGAGGUGGUGGAUCUUCUUCGUCACCAGCCUCACUGUCGAAUGCCCUUCAGUAAGUUCAUCCCCUCUUACCACCACCACUUUGGUCGUCAGUGCAAGCUCAGCUACUACGGAUUCACCAAGCUUGUGGAGCUCUUUGAAGCAAUUCCUGACAUCCUGAUGGUGUUGGAAUGUGGUGAGGAGAAGGUGUUGAGUCUGACUGAAGUUGAACGUGUCAAGGCUCUGGCAGCUCAGCUGGUCAAGCUGCUCCGGGCUCAGAAGAACUUCAGUCUCCCCGUCAGCCAGCUUCUCCCCCAGUACAGCAAGACCUUUGGUUAUGGUAUGCGCCUUCAGGAUUAUGAUGCAGCCUCCCUGCCUGCUCUGCUGGCCAAACUCUGUCAUGUUGUCAAGGUGGUUGAUGGCUCAGAGGGUCGGGAAGUGCAGUUAAUCAACAGGAAGUCUCUUCAGCUGCUAACCUCCCAGCUGCUGGCUCUGCUCAUGUCCCAAGAAAACAGCCAAAUCUCCAAGGGUAUGAAGGUGGAAGAGCUGAGCCAGCAUUAUCUGACUGUACACGGAACCCUCCUAAAUCCUUGUGAAUAUGGGUUCCUCUCUCUGAGUGAGCUACUCAAAAGCCUCCCAUAUCUUGUUGAGUUGUACUAUGAAGAAAGUGGUGAGGAUGGUAAAGCUGGUAGUGCUGCUGGUUGUGGUGAUGUUGAAUGGGUGAGGCUCACUAGGCUUUACCAGUUUGCCUGCAAGGUUCGUGAAUUGCUUCACACCUACCAUUACAAUCAGAUCUUCCUGACUGAGUUCCAGGGUGCUUAUAACAAGUUUACAGGCUGCAGCCUUGAACCGUGCGCUUAUGGAUACAUCAGCACUGAUGAGCUGCUCGGUGCCAUUCCACAGGUGGUCUGGAUCAAAGGGCAUGGUCACAAGAGGAUUAUUGUUUUGAAGAAAGAUAUGAAAGCUAGAGCAAGCUCUUCAGUGCCCAGCAGCCCUCAGCCUGGAGAAAGCCCGAGAGACAGUCCUGUUAGCAGUGCAACAUCUGGAACACAGAGUCCAGGCGGCGAUGCAGCUUCAGAGUCAGAACUGCUGUGUCUAACGUCACCCGUUGAUCUGUUGUGCGGUCCAGUACCAUCCUGCUUACCAUCACCUCAACUCUACCCAGACCCAGUUGUCCCUCAACACUUGGACUUGAUUCACUUUGAGAAAACUCCACCGCCACAUCUACCAACAGAGAGCGUUGAAUCUGAUGAAGUAGCUGCAGAUGAUGCACCUGAGCAGCCUGACAGCACAGCUCACCUGGGGAUCACCAGACCUCCACCGCCUCCUGACAAGAAGAGCCCUCUGUCCAUGGACAGUCCCAGCAGAAAAGCUGCACGCAGCAGAAUCAAACUAGCUGCCAACUUCUCCUUCACAGCAGGCCUCUGAUCCUUAUCAUCCACAUCACUCACAGAAAUGCCACUACUCACAUAGUGUAACUCUACAUGGAAGAGUUGACAGACAUUAAGUACACUACACAAAGAUGGCCCUGGAGGGUAUUUGUGUUGUCCCUUCUGCAUCCCAACAAGGCUGCUGCCUUUUUUCUUCUAAUUGGCAAUCUUUCUUUAUUUUUCGUAGUUCUCAAUCCUCCACUAAUGUUCACCAAGCUGUGAUCCACUCCUUGCAGAUUGUCUGCAGUUCUUUAGUUUGCCAAAUUAAGACACAAUAAGCUGUUUUUUUUUUCCAUCACAAGAGCAGUUGAUUUCCCAGUCUGUGCAUCCUCAGUUUGGAGCCACAACCGUUGUAUUAAGAAACUCACACUUGUAUUAAUCAAGUUAGUUGUCACUGUAUCCAGAGUACUGUUCAACAGUGUGGGAAGAAAAGCUAAUAAUGAAUAACUUGGCAAUGGAAAUACUGUUGCACACAUUUUCAGUUUGCAAAAAGUUUUUUUUUUUUUUUUGAAGAAAGAUUUGUCAGUAAUUCAUGUCAAGACCAUGUCUCCCUGAAAAAAAUAACUGCCAUUUAAACAUCAUUUCAACUUCGGAGGAUUUUCUUUGUAAGUAACCCCAAAUAUGUCAAGCAACCAAGCAUCUAGCCCCUGACAGUCUUAUUCUUUCACAUUUGUUUAAGAAAUAGCUUCUCUCUGAGGUAUACGGUCCUGUGUUGUCUCUGUAAAAAAAAAAGUGUAAGGAUACUGUUUUUUAGUUUCUUCUAUACUAUGCAGUGUUUGGUUGUCUGUGGAAGAGUUUGGAUUCUAUGUUGUGGAAUAAGGGCAAAGAUGGGAUUUAAGAGAAACGGUUUGAGUGGUUUAAAGGUUUACAUCAAGAGGUUUUGACUGACUGUUGCAUUAAUAGGUGCUCUCAGGAUUUUUUAUUGUGGUAUGUUCACCUAAUUUAAUGCAGGGAUUUUGACUUGUCUCUCUUGGGCCAGUAAUAGAUGCCCAAAAAGGAGAGGAGUGGCACUGAGUAUUCCUGUUGUAUGUGCUUAGGCAGCAAAAACUAACGUACUUUUAAUGUCUUUAGCCAGCAGUCAGUGUGUUUUGUGUUCUUUUAGCUGUGUUUUGUCUGUGUGGUUUACACUGCGGUAGGUGGUGUGAAAUGUGCAUGGAGUGCAUAACUGAGUUUAUGCAAGGUGUAAUCCCAGGAGGAGCAGACACGAACAGGUAAUAGCAAGACGUUUAAUAGCAGCCUUUAUUUCCACCGCAGUUUAUGGAUCUCAGAGUUGGCGUUACUCUCUUGCAGUUGCCUUAGAAAUGCUCAAGGUUUGUUGAAUUAACCUUUGCUGCUCAUAGGCACUGUGUCAGCAGUGGUGUCCACACUGAGUUCAAGAGUUUGAGGAGGUAGGCAGGAAUCCUGAGUUUGAUUUUUAAUGAUGCAACGAAUUGAUGAAUGGUUUUAGGAGAAAGAGGAUGGGAUGGAGGUGAUGCGUUCAAGGACCAGACUGGGGGCUUUGGGAAGCCCCUUAAACAGAUAACAUCCACACAGAGGAUCCUCUGCAGUUCUCUGGAAUCUGCCGGGCUUUUACAAUGGCUUGUAUUGGCCACGGAGCUGAACGAUGCCAUCAUUCCUCCCCACCCUCUUACAUCUCACAUGAAGUAGUUUUAACUUCCUGUUGUGUGCUAGUUUCUCAACUUCACUUUGAGUGUUUAAUUGGCUGCUGGCUGUAGAAAUGCCAUCAAAUGUCUGCUACCUGUGAAAUUAAGCACAGCCCCAGGUGCCACUGAAGUUGUAGACUGAUGAUUGUGUUCAGAGGUAAUGUUUAGAGGAUGGGUAACAGCCCAUUUAAUCAGUUUGUUUGCAUUUUGGAGUGGAUUUAGUCUGCAUUUGUAGUAUUUUGAUACACGUUUUCUUUCAUCAGACUGGAUGUCAAUAUGUGAGGAGUCCACCUGCCAUCUCACUGGACUGUGACAUGCAAAUCAGAAUGUUUUUAGGGCUGUUACAGCUCAAGCUGUUUUAUUGACCAUUAGGAAAAAAUACUUUAAGGAGUUGUUGAUUCAGAUUAAUUAUUUCUAUUUGUAAAUGGCUUAAAAUACUCCCAAGAAAUGUUUGGAUUUAAAUUAGAAACUACUCCGUACUGCAGUGACAACUAACUCAUGUUUUGAGUUCUUGCUUUGUGUUUUGGUUAAAUCAGUAAGAAGCUGUUGUACCUGUUAAAAAUAUGCACUUUUGCAUAGUUUUGUUUCAUGAAAUAACACAUUUGCAAAGAUGUUUGAGCAAAUUAUCUUUGCUUCUUUACCUGAUCGUGUCUCCAAGUCGGUGGUUUUGCAGCAGGUUUUAAGGAACUUGCUUAUUCAGCUGUGUCCUUUAAAACAUUGACUUGUGAUGAAUUUCUGUUUCUGCUCAACAACUGUCUUUUUCCUGUGGAAUCAUCUGCCCCCUCAGUUGCAUUUACUGCCUAGCUACACCAGAGGCGGUUGUAAGUUAUUGUUGAAGGGACCAAAAAGAUUUCCAUGAAUAAAUUUCACAAGCAUUAA